ACGCUUCCAGGAGACCGCAGCAGUGAUGAAGACACGCUCUCUCAUGGUGGUGCAACUGCUGGUGGCUUACUGCGCAAAGCUGCUGGCGCAGGAGGACCGCGGCUCUCACAGAAUAGGGAACCGGGAAAAGUGGGAGAGGGACGUGAGAUCUGCUGCCAGUCUGGAGGAGCUGCUGAUGCUCACGGACUUCCCGGACUGGAAGCUGUGGAAGUGCCGACUGAAGCUGAAGGACCUGGAGUCACCUUCACACCCAGAGUACCGCUCCUCCUCCUCCUCCUCCUCCUCCUCCUCCACCUCGUCCUCCUUCUCCUCCUCUGCUGGAUCACACCGCUCCACACGCUAUGCCGCUGCCUCUUACAGCCUGGAGAUCCUCAAAGCCAUUGACGACGAGUGGCAGAAGACCCAGUGUAUGCCCAGGGAGAUGUGCGUGGACGUUGCCAAGGAGCUGGGCACUAACACGGGCAUGUUCUUCAAGCCGCCCUGUGUCGCUGUGUUUCGGUGCAACGGCUGCUGCAACAAGGAGGGGGUCACGUGCAGAAAUACAAGUACUACCUAUGUUAAUAAAACACUUCUGACCGUGAUACCCUUUAAGCACGGGCCAGAACCUGUUCUGAUAAAGGUGGCCAACCACACAGAGUGUAAAUGCAUGGAACCACCCCUGAUCAGGAGACAUACCCGCCCUCAAAGGAGAAAAGGGUGCUCCCCUGUGCUCUGGGUCCCAGGGUCUGAGGAUUCUCGGCGACUGUGUGCCAGUGGGCUGAUCUGGGACUGUAUGGCGGAUAGAUGUGUUCCAUAUCCUUCCGUUAAACAAGACUUUUCAUACCCUAAGAUGUCAGAUUGUGAGAUUGAUGUUGACCACUGUGAAUGCAUUCCCAAAAACAACACCAGAGGCUCUAUCCCUGUCACCUAAACUCCUCUGUCUGAUCCAUAAAAGGUGCAAGGGACUACACAAAAUCCUAAACCUGGACAUUCCACAAGGAAGCAGAGGAUAACUUUUUAUUUAUUUACCUCUAUUUAUAUCACACAAUAUAUGUUCCGAUUAACCCUUCUCCCCAUCAUUUUGACAUUAAAAAUACAAUGACCAUGUUAAGUGUUAUAACUUGUAUAACUCUUGCUUGUGUUGUUACAUAAUGAAUUGUCUACUGUGCACUGAGUAAAAUGUUUUUUAUAUAAUUUAUACAACUCUCUUCAUUAAUGACAAAUAUUUAAAAGUAUGUAAAUGAAAACAAUUAAAUUUUUACAUUUGUCUGCUGCUUUAUCUGCUAUUUCCCUCUUAAAUGGAAUUAAAGUUAAAAAAUCUAAAAGAAAGUA
This is a messenger RNA of Anguilla rostrata (American eel), 1311 nucleotides long. RefSeq names its product vascular endothelial growth factor D (gene vegfd). Gene Ontology annotation, cellular component: membrane. Gene Ontology annotation, molecular function: growth factor activity; vascular endothelial growth factor receptor 3 binding; chemoattractant activity. The coding region runs from base 26 to 910 and encodes 294 amino acids. The transcript has 7 exons. The record is from RefSeq and is a predicted model, not a curated record. Gene Ontology annotation, biological process: positive regulation of mast cell chemotaxis; vascular endothelial growth factor signaling pathway; positive regulation of endothelial cell proliferation. NCBI's taxonomy places the organism in Eukaryota, Metazoa, Chordata, Actinopteri, Anguilliformes, Anguillidae.